AGCUUGAGCAAAAACACAUACAAUUAUCAGAAUGUCCUAGUUUUGCUGCCUCACUAGCAUUAGGGGUUGAGUUAGCUAUCAUCAUAUGAUCAACAAAAGAAGGAAGAAUGGGAUUUCAGCAAAAGCUCUUUCAAGCAAGUUUAGUUAUAACCAUGUUUCUCAUUGUUAGUGCAUCCCAACAGCACAAGAAAGCUAAAGGCAUUCACUCACGCAAUAAAGACCACCACACUAAGAUAAAUCCUAGGCUUCACUUUGAAAUCACAUUACACGGGUUUCUUCUGUGGGCUUCACUGGCGUUCUUGAUGCCUGUUGGUGUACUAGUAAUUAGAUUGUCUAGCGGCGAUGGGAAUCGAAGAAGGCUCAGAAUUAUUUUCUAUGCUCAUGCAGUUUUGCAGAAGCUUGCUGUACUUCUUGCCACGGUUGGAGCAAUCAUGUCCAUAAAAAAUUUCAACCUCUCCUUCAACAAUAAUCAUCAAAGAGUAGGGGUGGCAUUAUAUGGAAUUAUCUGGCUUCAAGUUCUAGUUGGUAUUUUUCGACCACAAAGGGGAUCCAAAAGAAGAAGACUGUGGUUUUUUGCACACUGGAUAAUUGGAACUGCAGUGUCAAUAAUGAGUGUCCUGAACAUAUAUAGUGGUUUACAAGCCUACCAUGAAAAAACAUCAAAAAGCAUCAGAACUUGGAAAAUACUUUUCACUUUUCAGAUAUCUUUGAUUGUGAUGUUUUACCUUCUUCAAGAAAAAUUGGUCUACAUACAAAACCAAGGAGUGACUUUGGGCAAUAAAUUACUUCCUUCCACUUGUGAAGAAAUUUCUUUAGAUGACAAGGAGAAGGCAUUGAAGAAUGAAGGCUGAUUCUUGUUAAUGAAGAAGAAUCAAUGCCACUCCAUUAUUGACCCUCACUUCUAUAAAGAAUAUAGGUGUUUGAUACACACAUACACAUGAGUACUGAUGGAUGUGAAUUUGUUCCUUGAGAUAAAAUAUGUGUCUGUGAAGUUUCUUUUUUGCAUUUUUUCAGAGAAGGUUCACUCAUUGAGAGAUUGUUAUUUCUUUCCAUGCGAUAGUUUGUUGUGUUAUCCUAGCAGGGAGUUCUGAACAUUGAAUAUGUUAAAGGCCCAAACAACAAUACAAACUUCAAUUGAUUUUAAUAUUGAAUAGACACUGGAAUAUUGUGCAUGUUUGGAAAUCUAUCUCCUAUUGAUUCUAAAGCCAAAAUAAUUCUGAGAGAAACUUUUUUGAGUAGCUUCUGUGUGACAGAAUUGAUUCAAGA
Lotus japonicus is the source of this 1266-nucleotide messenger RNA. Its product is annotated as cytochrome b561 domain-containing protein At4g18260-like. The transcript is spliced from 4 exons. The coding region runs from base 108 to 851 and encodes 247 amino acids. Lineage: Eukaryota; Viridiplantae; Streptophyta; Magnoliopsida; Fabales; Fabaceae. The record is from RefSeq and is a predicted model, not a curated record. Gene Ontology annotation, molecular function: transmembrane monodehydroascorbate reductase activity.